Molecule: messenger RNA, 2230 nt
Organism: Lingula anatina
Lineage: Eukaryota; Metazoa; Brachiopoda; Lingulata; Lingulida; Lingulidae
Product: src kinase-associated phosphoprotein 2
Cellular component (GO): plasma membrane; cytoplasm
Molecular function (GO): protein binding
Source: RefSeq, a predicted model, not a curated record
CUGCGCCCUAUGAUUUAUUAUUCGCCAUCAAACUUCCGCAUUCAACUUCCUUGUCUGCACUUGAACAUGAAUAACUUUGUUUUAAGUUAGUAAAAUGUCUCUAUUUGCCGAGAAGAUCAAGUUUUUCAUUCACGAUGUUGACUCAUUUCUAAGUCAAACACUGAAGAAAGAAAAACUAUCAAAACAAGCCAAGACUGAGAAAGAUGGCAUAAUAGAGCAGCUUAUACAGCUCCGUAAUAGUUAUCCACAGCUUAAAAUCAGCGAUGAAGAGGCUAUAGUCACGCCCUCAUCACCAACGCCAUCUUCGUCAUCAUCCUCUGUUAAACAAGUGGAUGAGGAAAAUUAUGAGUACACAGAUGCUGAGGGUCCCAUCACCUCCACACCAAAGCCAGCACCAGAGGACAACGAGGAGUUGUACGAGGACACUGAAAAUGCCAGUGGAGGCUCCUUCAGCAAGAAUGAAACUGACAGCGUACACUCUGAAGAUGUCCCUGUCACAGUAGAAGAUGUUGCAAUCAAGAAUAUUCCUGCCAGUGAGAUGACCCCAGACAAAGUGCUGGUGUCAGGAUUCUUGGAGAAGAAACGAAAAGAAAAAGGAUUACUAACACGUGUAGCGAAUCAAUAUCAGAAACGAUGGUGUGCCAUUCUAAAUGACAAGUUCUACUACUACGAGAAACCUACAUCGAAACAGCAGCAAGGGGCUUUUAUUUUAACAGAUUAUCGCUUCCAGCUGUCACCAAGCCAAGUAAAGGACCAAAAGAAAAAAGAUUUCUGCUUCAGUAUCAGCUGUCCUGCUAAAAGAAGUUUCACAGCUCAAAAACAGGACCCUGUAGGAACCCACUAUUUUAUAGCCCCAGAUAAGGAGCAGUUAACAAAGUGGAAGAAAGUGUUGUGGAAGUUUAGUGACAGUGGCGCCAACAGCAGUGAGCCAGCUGGCAAAGACCCUCUGGAACUAGAUUCAGAUGAGGAAGAUACAUCAGUUCCAGCCUUCCCUGACAACACGGCAGAUAAAGAUGAGGAUGAUGAUGAAUACGAGGAGCCAAAUCAAAAGCCUGAAAACAUGCGCCAGAAGCCAGGGGGCAAGAGUAAGGCUCUGCCAAAACCACCCCCCUCCCCCACUGAGGAGUUCUAUGAGGAGACAGAUGUGGUGCAGGAGGAGACAUAUGACGAGGGAGGCUCAGGUGCCGUGCAGACAGAGGAGGUGUAUGAUGAGGCUGCCUCGGCACCGUCAGCGACCCCUGAUAUAAAAACAGGAGAUGAGCCUGAGGAGUUGUAUGAUGAUACAGGAGAACAAGGUGAUGAACCAGAAGAUAUCUAUGAUGAAUGUGAAACACCAGUUCCAAAUACAAACCUAAAACCUCCAGUAGAGGCGGCACAGUCCAGGACACUCCCAUCCCUACCCAAAUCCCCACGAGCCAGAGAACCACUGCCACCUAUCCCACCGUCAGAUUCCAAGACAGCCCCAACUGAAAACAGCACUUCCAGUGUAGCACCACCUGUUAUCAAGAAGGAGAACAUCAGCAAGGCAAACAUAUACUGGGGCUUGUGGGAUUGUCAUGGCGACACAAGCGAUGAGUUGACAUUCAAACGCGGUGAUCAAAUCUUGGUGGUCAGCAAGGAGUAUGACAAUGACCAGUGGUGGGUCGGGCUGCUGUCGGGGAAAGUCGGGUUGGUCCCCAAAAACUACUUGAGUCCAGCGUACAGACUUGUUAGUGCCAGUUAGGUUAUGGAUAAACGGUGGACAGUGGACAUUUCCACUGCUGACCCUGUAAGCUUUGUCCAGUCUGAAUGAAAAAGAGAAACUUCAAUAUCACGUGACAAGAGAGCUUAGAUUGUGUUUUUUUUUCUUUCAUAAACAAAUAAUUUUGAUACAGAUUCAUUUAGAUGUCAAUAGUCAGAUUGUCACAAUAGAAAUGCAAUCUGAGAUCAUUUCUAAACUGAAGAACUUAUUUCAACAUCUGCAUCACUUCACACAGAUCAGAGGGUGCAUGAGUUGAACUUGUCAAGAGAGAAGAAGAUGGACAAGGGAAAUUUUGCAGGACCAUGUUUCACAAGUCAAUAGCUGGUCUUCUCUUUGACCCAGUUAAAUCUAAUAUGUCAGAACUCUGAUGUGUGGUUCUCUGGCUUGUUUAAGAAAACAUAAGGUCCUGAAAUGACUGAUGAUUAAAAUUUUAAAAAAAUAUAUAUUUUUUGGACUCACUCCAAAUUUAUCUUCGGUCAAAUUUCACAC